Molecule: messenger RNA, 201 nt
Organism: Blepharisma stoltei
Lineage: Eukaryota; Ciliophora; Heterotrichea; Heterotrichida; Blepharismidae
Source: the annotation of a GenBank genome assembly
AUGAAUGCAAGGAUGACAUGGCUUCAAUUAAAUUGUUUUUUUCAUCAACAAAUUUCCAAAACAGUAGGAAAAAACUUCAAUAAAAAAUUUAAAGCCAUGGAUACAGUGCUUGCUAGGGUAUUAAAGUUUAGUGCUUGCUUGUCUAUAGAACAAAAACACAAACGGCUAAUUGGAAAUAUAAAGCCAGACUUUAAAGAUUAA